CGCCGCGAGACGAGCGGUUAGAUUUAAGGAUGCUGUAUAUGCUUUCUCCAGCAUAACUCUGACGCGGGGCCAGACGCAGGAGGAAGGGCAACGCUGGCGAGCACCCGCCACCGCCUCUCUGGGCCAACGUCCAGUUAUUUGAGUCCAGGCGGAGGGUUCCUUCGCGUCUCUCUUCCCCCCGCGCUCCAGACAGCUCAUCGCCUUCACUCUCUCUCUCUCUCUCACUCACUCUCUGUCUCUCUCUGUCUCUGUCUGUUUCUCUCUGUCUCUCUCUACCUAUCCGAGAAGCACAGCUCGCUCGGCGUAGCAUCAACAACCGCCAGACCAGACCGGAACGCGCAACGAACAAACAAAGCCGCCAUGAAAUCCAUCGCCUUCUUCGCGGCGCCUCUGCUCGCAGCCGCCACGGCAGCAACGCCAGACAGCGCCACGACGCCGACGGGGGCCGCGAGCGGCGCCCCGUGCGCGGCGCAGAGCGCCCUCGAGGCGUGCCUGGCCGGCACCGGGAACGAACUGAGACUGUGCCAGGCGAGCGACUACCCGUGCCUGUGCGGCAAGUACACCCCCAUCAUGACCUGCUUCAACCGCUGCCCCGACGACAGCCGCAUCGCGAGCUACCAGCAGCGGAAGGACCUGUACUGCAACGCCGGCUUUUACACGAACAACCUCACGGCGACCCGGAGCCGGAGCCGGAGCUCAGCGCCGUCAACGAAGUCUUCCAAAACGAAGACCUCCGCUGGCGACGGCCAGGCCCAUACCACGCCCACGCCCACCGUGCCGGCCGCCAGCACCACCGACGACGACGCCCCCGGCCCCUCGAGCAGCAACGGCGCCAGCGGCCCCGAGGCGGCUGCCGGGCUGCUGGUGCUCGCGGCGGCAGUGGCGGCGCUGUAG
Molecule: messenger RNA, 894 nt
Organism: Durotheca rogersii
Lineage: Eukaryota; Fungi; Ascomycota; Sordariomycetes; Xylariales; Xylariaceae
Exons: 3
Coding region: 361-894 (177 amino acids)
Source: RefSeq, a predicted model, not a curated record